AUGUCCUUACAUCUGUAUGUGCUGUUGGAGUCGGUCUUAUCAAUUGCUUCACCUCUCACGUUGGGUGUUGUGGGCAUUGUUACUUUCAUUGCAGCCCUGACACUUGGUAAAUUAUAUUUCAACGGUGGAUAUGUUCCAUCCAAUUUGUUAAAUCACACCAAUUUGAACGGAAAGGUUGCAAUAGUGACAGGACCUUCUUUGGGUGGCAUUGGAUUUGAAGCAGCUGCUUAUUUAUAUUCGAGAGGUGCAACUGUGAUUUUAGGUGUUCGAAAUGUCUCCAAUGGCGAUAUCGUUCAACAAGAAAUAUUGAAAAAGUAUCCAAAACGAAAUGCAUCAACUCUAAAAGUCAUUGCUUUGGAUUUAUCUGAUUUACAAAGUGUGAAAUCUUUUGUCAAGACAUUCAAAGAACAAUAUGAUCGAGUAGAUUUAUUAUUGAAUAAUGCUGGUAUCAUGAUGACACCCUAUUCUACUACUAAACAAGGAGUGGAAAUUCAAUUUGGCACCAAUCAUUUAGGUCACUUUUUAUUAACUUAUUUAUUGUUAAAUGAUAUCAAACAAUCGAAUGGUCGAGUCAUUAAUGUGAGUUCCAGAGCUGGUGAACAUUGGGUGAAAGGAAGAGAGGAGACUCAAGUUGUUGUCGAUCAGAGUCGUCAUGCAUUGAGAGGAUUCUCAUCUUUUACAUUGAAUACCGUCCAGGGAGAUGGUAAAGAAAUUCCUUCGGAUCGAUUGUAUGGUCGAUCAAAAUUUGCGAAUAUGGUCUUUACAAAAAGAUUAGAAAAAGAGUUGAGAAAAGAUCCAAAUACUUUUGCAAGUGCAUUUAGUCUUCAUCCUGGUGUUGUUCGAACUCAACUCUGGCGCAAUCUUAAUCCUCUCUAUUUCCUUCUUGUUGCUCCUUUUUGGUGGUUUGUUACCAAAGAUGCUUGGCAAGGUGCUCAAACAAGUAUCUAUUUAUGUGUGGCACCAAAGGAUCAAUUGAAAGGUGGUUGUUAUUACGCUGAUUGUAAAUUAGACGAGUCUGAAAACAAAUUGGCAUUUGAUGAAGAAUUACAAGAAAGAUUAUGGACCACUUCCUUACAAUUAUGCCAACCUUUCAUUUAA
Messenger RNA from Naegleria lovaniensis, 1098 nucleotides. RefSeq lists its product as uncharacterized. The transcript is spliced from 5 exons. Lineage: Eukaryota; Heterolobosea; Eutetramitea; Acrasida; Naegleriidae. The record is from RefSeq and is a predicted model, not a curated record. The coding region runs from base 1 to 1098 and encodes 365 amino acids.